This is a messenger RNA of Sipha flava (yellow sugarcane aphid), 2674 nucleotides long. Its product is annotated as facilitated trehalose transporter Tret1-like. Gene Ontology annotation, biological process: transmembrane transport. The transcript has 4 exons. Gene Ontology annotation, cellular component: membrane. The record is from RefSeq and is a predicted model, not a curated record. The coding region runs from base 280 to 1725 and encodes 481 amino acids. NCBI's taxonomy places the organism in Eukaryota, Metazoa, Arthropoda, Insecta, Hemiptera, Aphididae. Gene Ontology annotation, molecular function: transmembrane transporter activity.
ACAUGGCGGUACAAGCCGAUCGGUCACACGGCGAAAACGUGUAACCGCCAGUUGAUUAUUUCUCGAUGAUCAGAUAUGUCGUGACAGCCUGUGAGUAAGCUCGUGUUCGUCCGUCUACGCGUCGCCAAUCGACCAGCCCACCCGCAGCUGAUACGGUAAAGGAGUUUCGGUGCAGAGGACGGAGCGGGAGGACCGUCACGGAACAACUCGAACACAUGUUGCAUUAAUAUCGUAACAUAUUAAAGGCAUUUAUAGUGUCGUCCGUAUCAUUUGAAGGACAUGGGCCGCUUCCAGUUAUCCGGGUCGUCCAGACAGAUAGCUGCGUGCAUCAUCGCGUCCCUGCCCACGUUCAUGGCGGGAAUGGUGCUGGCAUGGCCGUCUCCCGUCAUCGAGUACAUGUCAACGGGACGCGUGCCUGUGCUGCUGACACCAAAACAAAUGUCGUGGAUGGUCGCGUGCAUCGACCUGGGCGACUUCGUCAUGGCUGUGCCCGCGGGAUUGCUGAUGGACCGCAUGGGACGCAAGUUUAUCGUUAACAUGUCUCCGCCGCUUAUGUUUACCGGAUGGAUGUUUUUACUGUACGGCCGUCAAGCAUGGUGUCUUUAUUUGGCCAGGUUGUUACAAGGAGCCGCGGUGAGCAUCGGAUUUGUGGUGUCACCGGCGUACAUCGGCGAAAUGGCCAGCAACCAGAUACGUGGUAAGAUGUGUCUACUGGUGCAACUCAGUUACGCACUGGGCCUUUUGUUCUCGUACGUGGGCGGUUGGCUACUUAACGGUUACGCGGCGUUGAUAAUCGCGUCCACCUGCGUUACUGUCGCGUUCGCGGUUCUGUUGCUAUGGCUUCCGGAAUCGCCGUACUACCUGAUGCUGGACGGUCGGCCGAAGGACGCGGCUGAGUGCUUGUGGAGCCUGAGGAGUUACGCGGCCGACGAUCUCCAGUCCGAGCUGGUGGACGUCCAAAAAUCCCUAAUGAACACUAGGUGCGGCAAAGGGACCGUCAAGGACCUGUUAACAAGAGACCGUCGGCCGUUCGCGAUUGUCGCCACGCUGGCCGCGCUACAGAUGAUGAGCGGAGCGAGCGUGCUGGAAGUGUACGCCGGUUCAGUGUUGUCCGGGUCACACAUGUCAGAGACCGCGUGCGCAGUGAUCCUGGGGCUCGUUAUCGUGGGGGCCACUGUGCCAUUCGCGCUGACCGUGGACAGGUACGGCCGGCGGCCGUUGAUGAUCAUCUCGUGCUUCGGCACGGCCGCAUGUCACGUAGCCGUGACCGUUUGCCUCACGCUGCGCACCGGUGACAACGACAAUUGGCUGCCACUGUUCGGAUCUGUGGCCGGCGUGCAGUUCUUCAUCAACAUCGGCAUCCUGCCGCUGCUGGGCAUCGUCCAGUGCGAGUACUUCCCGUCGGACACGCGGGCCAAGGCUGACGCGGCCGUUCUGCUGAUCAUCACGUUCUUGUCUACCGUAAUGAUCACCACUUAUCAAGUGGUGGACGACAUUUUCGGCGUGGCAGUCAACUUCGCCGUGUACGCGGUCGUGUCGUUCGCCGGUGGCGUGUUCUGCUACGUGGUCAUGCCCGAGACUAAGGGCAAGUCGUUCGCCGACAUACAAACGGACUUCCACCGGCGUGAUCAUCAGUUCGCCCGUGAGAAACGCCGUAGUAGCGGUACCGCGGACAAUCGUGCCGUCGGUUACGUCUCGUCUAGAUGCGAUUACCAACAGAUCUGAACAGCGCGCGUGUGUGUGUGUGUCAUCGACUCGGUUCGUCUCUCGCGGCGGAGUGCGAAAAUUCACACGGUCAUUGCGCGCACUGAUUUUCUCACCGUCGUCCCAUAACAUCCCCAUCCUGGAUCUAUCAGUGACCCAGGGAAGGGAGAAUUCGUAGAACUUACUCUUGAUAUUAAAUAUAUGAUAACAUAAGCAUCGGUUUAGACAACAGGUUAGACACGCUUUCGGAAAAGCUAAGAAAAAAAAAAAUUAACACAAAUUGCCCUAUAUCUUCCCCUAUGCACGAGACAAGAUCUGCAAGAUAUGUAGAAAUGUUGUAAAGAACACUAUGUAUAUCGUAUUUUAAAACUACUGAUAUAGACAUACGUGUAGCAGUUAACAGUAAAUGCUGUCAGCCACACGUGGAUGUCCGACGUUUUGUCAUGACGGUUGUCUUAGUGGACUGCAUAUCGAUGUGAAACGACUGGAAAUCUCACGCGUUGGGACAAAACGUUGAAGAAACGCGAUUGAUGAUUGCAUUAUCGUAACCAGAGAUAGGGCCAUAUAUUUACCAUAGACUUAUAAGUUUAUGGGAUUUACAAAAUUACACUAACAAAAAACAUUCAUAAAAUCUCUUUUAUCGUUGAUACCACCGAUACAAGACAUAAUGGCAUCAGUAUAUGAGCCGAUAAAAAUCUAUACGACUUGCAGGGAAUGUUCUUAGAAACUAGAUUUUUUUCAGAACACUUUUUCGUGUCUUGCAUUGACGACCACGCCGAUAUUAUAAUUGGUCAUAUUGUACGGUCAACAACAAAAUAGUUUUCUACAACAUUCCAUACUCGAUUUUGGAAUUAAUACGCUUGCAAAUCAAUCAACAACUUAUCUACUUGCUUCAUUAGUUUUAAUUUUGACAAGAUUUUUUUUUUUAUCGUACCUUAAAAAUGGUUUUAAUGUUAAAAAAAAAUUGUAA